AUUCGCGGAGCAUAGCGAACUCGAUGGCAGCUGACAGUUGUAUAACUGUCAAUGUCAAACAGGCAGGAUGUAAUGCUGGACGUGGAAUCGGCAAGAGGAGCAUGAUUUUAUACGAAUACUGAGAACAAUGUCUAAAAGAAGUCAGCCAAUUUGGUCACGGCCGUUAAAAAAAGAAGAAAGGCCAGUGUUACGGUUAUACAACAGUUUAUCGCGGCAAAAGGAGGAAUUUAUAUGCUCCAAUGGCAACAGGGUCAACUGGUACACCUGUGGGCCCACUGUCUACGAUGCCUCCCACAUGGGGCAUGCCAGGUCCUAUAUUUCUUUUGACAUUCUCAGACGAGUAAUGUCUAAUUAUUUUGGACUGGAUAUUCUGUAUGUGAUGAACAUUACAGACAUUGAUGACAAAAUCAUCAAAAGGGCAAGACAGAACCAUUUAUAUCAAAAGUAUGCAAAAGAAGAGAGAGAUUUGAGUAAAACAAUAGAUGAUGCAACAUCUGUGGUGAAUUACUAUGAGAACAUUGUUAGAAUUACCGGUGACCCGGACAAAAAGGUUGCUAUGCAAAACAUGUUAGACAAUGUAGCAACUGCAGUUCAAGAUCUCAAGUUAGCAGUAGAAUCUAAAAAGAAUGACAAGAUUUCUGAAGCAAAGAAUGCAUUGCUAACAUCAGCAAAAGACCCAAUAUCAGAGUGGUUAGACAGCCAGUUUGGUAGUACAGUCACAGAUAAUGCAAUAUUCACGACAUUACCAAGAUAUUGGGAAAAUGAGUUUCAUAAAGAUAUGAAAGCUUUAAAUGUCCUGCCCCCAGAUGUAUUAACAAGAGUUAGUGAAUAUGUACCACAGAUUGUUAAGUUUAUAGAGAAGAUAAUUGAAAAUGGUCUAGCUUAUGAAUCAAACGGCUCAGUGUAUUUCAAUGUGAGUGAGUUUGACAGCAAGAAGCACCAUCACUAUGCCCGGCUGGUGCCAGAAGCAUACGGAGACACCAACUCAUUACAAGAAGGGGAAGGCGACCUCAGCGCAGACAGCUCGGAGAAGCGGUCCGCCAACGACUUCGCACUGUGGAAGCGGAGCAAGGCGGGCGAGCCGAGCUGGCCGGCGCCGUGGGGGCCCGGGCGGCCCGGCUGGCACAUCGAGUGCUCGGCCAUGGCGGCCGACGUGCUCGGCGACACGCUCGACGUGCACACGGGCGGCGUCGACCUCAAGUUCCCGCACCACGACAAUGAGCUGGCCCAGAGUGAGGCAUACUUCGACAAGCCCGGCUGGGUGAACUACUUCCUGCACACCGGGCACCUGACCAUCGCGGGCUGCAAGAUGUCCAAGUCGCUGAAGAACUUUGUGACCAUCGCCGAGGCACUGCGCCGGUACAGCGCGCGCCAGCUGCGCCUGGCUUUCCUGCUGCACGGCUGGAAGGAGACGCUCGACUACUCCAGCAAUACUAUGGAGAUGGCCAUUCAGACUGAGAAGAUGUUUAAUGAAUUCUUCUUGACGGUGAAGGACGCGAUGCGCGCGGGCUACGACGAGGGCUGCGGCGGCUCGUGGGGCGACGAGGAGCGCGUGCUGGCCGCCAAGCUGCAGGCCACCAAGGAUCAAGUCCACGCUGCCCUCUGUGACAACAUCGACACGCGCGGCGCGCUGGACGCGCUGCGCGAGCUGGUGGCGGCGUGCCACGGCUUCCUGCGCCGCGCCGCGCCGCGCCCCGCGCCGCUGCUCGUGGCGGCCGCGCGCUACGUCACCGACCUGCUGCACGUGUUCGGCGCCGUCCGCGGGCCCCGCGGCGGCAUCGGCUUCCCCGUCGGAGACGGCGACGACGUCUGUCUAGAGGAUGUGGUGAUGCCAUACCUAGAAGCCCUGAGCACAUUCCGAGCGCGUGUCCGAGACGCAGCGCGAGCGGUCAAGGCCGCCGAUGUCCUGGCGCUGUGCGACCAGCUGCGCGACGUCGACCUGCCCGAGCUGGGCGUGCGGCUCGAGGACAAGCCCGACCGCACAGUGGUGAAGCUGGUCAGCAAAGAAGAACUGAUGCGAGAAAAAGAAGAGAAAAAACGAAUAGAAGCAGAGAAGCUUAAGAAGAAGCAAGAACUCGCCGAAGCGCAGCGGCUCAAGGACGAGCAGAGAAAGGUCCCACCCGGGGACAUGUUCCGCAAGGAGCUCGACAAGUACUCGCAGUUCGACGACAAGGGUAUUCCAACACACGAUCACGAAGGUAAGGAGUUGAGCAAGGGACUCGUCAAAAAGCUGCAAAAGCUACAACAAGCUCAGGAGAAGAAAUACAACGAGUACUUAGCCUCCCUCAACGCUACCAGUGGUUAGAAUUGAUUCCUUCAUACUUUAAGCGCGACUUUGCAGCCUAGAGACUGAAAUUGCAUUCUCUCUAAUGGCAUGUGUCAACCGCAAGAUGUCUUGGUAUUCUAGUCUGCUAGUCAGACUAUAGUUUGCGACAUCUAAGUUCACACAUUUGACACAUGACAACGCCCAUAUAACGUAAACGCGCAUGACCCAUGGAAAUUAUAAAUAUAAUCCCGUAAUAAUAUUAGGGCUGUCAUGUACUUAAAACUCACACUGCGUGAUAAAUUAUCGUAAAAUAUUAUAUGUGUAGUACUAUGUCUUUUCUUUUUUAAAAGCAGUGUUGUGGCCGAGUCUGUCGUUUCGAUUCAUAUAUCGAUUGAAAAAAGGUUAAUUAUAGUACAAACGAAACAAUACAAACAAAUAAUACAACCAUGCAAAAAUCGGCUGUAAAAUCGAUUCGGAUUUGACUAAUUCGUUAAUCGCUAGAUUUGACAAACAAUACGUCUAAGCCUCAUCACUACAAACUUCAACAGAAAACUUUCAAAAGUGUGAACUUAGAUCUCACAAACUAUAGUUUACCUGAUGUCAUCUUUUUUAUAUUUUGGGCCACAAUUUCAUUAUUUGGGAUUAAAUACAACCAUUGGCAACAGAUACAGCCCACUCCAGGCGUGGUUUGUAUCCUAAAUGACUGGUUCACCAGUUCUGCUUAUAAAUCUACAAAGUCUAAAAUUCAAAGCUUAUGUUUAAAGUGGGUACUUGUUUGCAGCCGCAUAUGUUUCCGUUCAGAAUUUAGUACGUCAUAUUACAAACAACUUGUCUGUCAAAUUAUUUCUGAUAAUAGUAGUAAUUGUUUAGCAAUAUCAAAAUGUAUCGUGGUAAAAUGAUGAAUGAAUAUAACGCGGCGGAAUAAGAAGUGCCUACUUAUAAUUAACGAUUUUCAUAAACUAGAACCAAGGUAUACCGCAGUUGCCUGCGAUGGAAUGCGCAGACCUGCAUUUAAUUGUCACUAUUUCAUUCUCAUAUAUAUCAUUAACUGGCUGUAUCAGUUUGUGGUUAGGAAGAAGAAAAUUAAUUUAUUCUUAGUAAAUAUUAUGGUAAUGUCAACGGGCUUUAAAACAACAAAUAAUGGUAUGGUAUAGUAUGGCAAAUACUACUUGUCAGUCACUAAGAACCAGGAAAAUUAUACUUUCUUUUGGUUACUUGUACUAGCGUAAGACAAAGGCAGUAUGAUUCUCUCUAUGUUUGAAAUGAGACAGUCUUGGGCCAAACUAUAGUAAAGCUCGAUAUCAAAGCAAUAAUUGCAAUUGCGAAGGAACUUUCAACAGUGCUUUGAAUCAAAUAACCAUUGAUAAAGAAAAAACAACAUUCAAAUAACGUUCACAUUUCACGCUGUACAUGCUAUACUCGUAUACCUUCACUUAAACGAAAUACAAAUAAGACCAUGGAAAAUAAGAUCUAAACAGUAUUACAAUCAUUGCCUACAUAUGCGUUGCAUUAAGUAAACGAAACAGUUGAUUUUGUGUAAAUCGAAUUUUAACUAAUUUUAUACUUACAAUAAAAAGUAUUGGGAUAUUA
Molecule: messenger RNA, 3856 nt
Organism: Cydia pomonella (codling moth)
Lineage: Eukaryota; Metazoa; Arthropoda; Insecta; Lepidoptera; Tortricidae
Gene: CysRS
Product: cysteine--tRNA ligase, cytoplasmic
Exons: 12
Coding region: 128-2305 (725 amino acids)
Biological process (GO): cysteinyl-tRNA aminoacylation
Cellular component (GO): cytoplasm
Molecular function (GO): cysteine-tRNA ligase activity; ATP binding
Source: RefSeq, a predicted model, not a curated record